Brassica rapa (field mustard) is the source of this 3765-nucleotide messenger RNA. Its product is annotated as putative pentatricopeptide repeat-containing protein At5g37570. The record is from RefSeq and is a predicted model, not a curated record. Gene Ontology annotation, molecular function: RNA binding; protein binding. Lineage: Eukaryota; Viridiplantae; Streptophyta; Magnoliopsida; Brassicales; Brassicaceae. Gene Ontology annotation, biological process: RNA modification.
CAGUUAUAAAACAUAUUAAAUUUCUAUUAUAAUACAUAUUUUGUAAUUAUGUAUUUUUUAUAAUUUUAAACCAAUAUCAAUUCAAUAAUUAUUUUUUCGAGUCAUCUGAAAAGUGCUUAGAAAAUGCAAAGAACAAGGUACUUUUUGAAACAAUUUUUUUUUUCAAAAAUAUGUAUGUUUCUGAAAUGGAAGAGUAUAUGACAUUUGACUCAACGUAAAUUGUAUAUCUGUUAUAGUACAUGAUUGAUAAAUAUUAUAUUGAUCAAUACUGAUUUGGCUUAAAGUUAACAAUUUACGUAGUUAAUGUGAAAAAUAGUUUAUUUAAAUUAAAGUUAAAUUAUAAAAGUCACCAAAAUUAUUAAGGAUGAAAUAAGCAAUUUUCUAAAGAGGAUAAUAAGCCGACCAAUUAUAACUGAAACUAUGAAGAGAGAGAGAGAGCUUCAAGUCCACUAAAAGGUUAGAAACAUCAUCUCAUAGAGAUGAGAACUUUCUAAAGAGAAAACCUUUUUCCAUCUCCCAAAGACCAUAGACCCAAGUACAGAAAGACCAACUUAACAGUGUCAUAGACGCAAGUACAGUCCCAAUUAGGCCAUCUCCAACAAGACACUAAAAAACCAAAUUUGAUGUGAUUUCAUCUCCAACAAGACACCAAAUUUAACAUUUCCUACACUAUUAAUCACACCAAAUCUUUAAAACACAUAUUUUAAUAUAUUUCAUUUAAAAAUAUAGUUUAAUUACUAUCAAAUUUGUAAUUAAACAUAAAUAUAUUAUAUUAUUUUUAUUUUAAAUUUAUUUUCACAUUUGGUGUAAUAAUAUUCAUCACACAAAAUUUCUAAAAUACAUUUUAGUUUCAUUUAAUAAUAUACAUCAAUUACUAUCAAAUUUGUAAUUAAACAUAAAUAAUAUUAUAUUAUUUGUAUUUUAAAUUUAUUUUCAUAUAAUUAAAAAAUAAUUUUUAUUUUAUUAUUAUAUUCAAAAUAAAUUAGUAAAUAACUAUUAUUAUUUAUCACUUACAAAUAAUAAAAUAUAAAUAUAAUCUAGAUGUAACAAAAUUAUUAUUUAUCAAUUACAAAUAACAGAAAUAUAAAAAAAUUUAAACUGAAAACAUCAAAUAAUAUAUAAUAUUACUUUUGGUAUACAAUUUGGUGUUAUUGUUGGAAAUGACAAAAUAAAAUUGACACCAAAACAUCAAAUUUGUUGUAAUUUCAACACCAAAUUUGGUGUCAUUGUUGGAGAUGCUCUUAAACCGCCAUAUUUUCCCUUUCUACAGACUCUAAGAGCAGGUGCAUUGGUUUAGCUCUAUCCAAAUUUCUCAAGGUAAAUAUUAAUAUAAAAACCAAAAGUAAGAAAAAAUCUAUCACUAAUUUAAUUUUAAUUUUAACAAGUUCUAACGGAUUUAAUUUUAAUUACAAAACUGUUAUGCACUAAAAUAUUAAUAAAUUAAUGUUCAGAGAUUCAAUUUAAAAAACCUAUCACUAAUGAUGCUCUAACUUAACUUCUGUAAGAUAACGGCGUCCCGAUAAUUAUAGCACGACAAAGUCAAAUAAUACCGAACAGAUUUCCUCAUUUUAUUUCCAUUGUGUUUCAAAAAAAAAAGUAAAUCAUUUUAUUCCCACUUCCCGUGGAGAAAUAAACCCUAAACCCUCUUCUCCAAGUCUUUCAGCUUCUUACGAAUCCCACAGUUUAACUCUUCUCACAAAGACCGAUUCCUGUCAGACUCUGUAGUAAACUAAAACCACACCAAGAUUCUUGUGAUGAAAAUAGCACACGAAUACGUACAUAUGCGAGCCGAAUGAUCCAGAGAUCAUCUCUCCCUUACUUGGCGUCAAUCGAAACCCUCUUGAGGCUCUGCAAAUCUGAGGUCCAGCUUCGUCAAAUCCAUGCCAGAAUCAUCCGUAAAGGUCUUGAGCAAGACCAGAAUCUCGUCUCCAUCUUCCUCUCGUCUUCCUCUCUUCCUUACUCAUCCUCUGUUUUCGAGCGUGUUCAUCAUCCCUGCACUCAUCUCUGGAACUGCUUCAUCAAAGGAUACUCUAAUAGGUUUAUCUUCUUUGACACGGUUUCGCUUCUUGUCCGUAUGAUGAGAGCAGGCUUGGCUCGACCCGAUGAGUAUACUUUCCCUUUGGUUUUGAAAGUUUGUACUAACAAUGCGCAGGUUCGUGUUGGUUCGUCAGUUCAUGGGUUGGUUCUGAGAAAUGGGUUUGAUAAAGAUGUGGUCUUGGCCACAAGUUUUGUCGAUUUCUAUGGCAAAUGCAAGGAUUUAUCGAGCGCACGUAAGGUGUUUGGUGAAAUGCCUGAGAGAAAUGCGGUUUCUUGGACUGCUUUGAUCGUAGCGUAUGUGAAAUCUGGAGAGUUAGAGGAAGCGAAGAAGAUGUUCGAUGUUAUGCCUGAGCGUAAUAUUGGAUCUUGGAAUGCUUUGAUCGAUGGGUUUGUCAAGUUCGGAGAUUUGGUCAAUGCUAAGAAGUUGUUUGACGAAAUGCCUAUGAAAGACGUAAUUUCAUAUACCUCCAUGAUUGAUGGAUAUGCUAAAGGUGGUGAUAUGCGUUCGGCUCGGGUUUUGUUUGAGCAAGCGAGUGAUGUUGUUGAUGUUAGGGCAUGGUCAGCUUUGAUAACGGGUUAUGCGCAGAACGGCCAGGCGAACGAGGCUGUGAAGAUGUUUUAUGAAAUGUGUGAGAAGAAUGUCAAACCUGAUGUGUUUAUAAUGGUGAGUUUGAUGUCUGCGUGUUCCCAGAUGGGUAGCUUUGAGUUAUGUGAACAGGUUGAUACUUAUCUGCAUCAGAGCAUGGUGAAGGGAUUUUCUAGUCAUUAUGUUACACCUGCUUUGAUAGACAUGAAUGCCAAAUGCGGCCACAUGGAGAGAGCAGCAAGACUGUUCGAAGAGAUGCCUAAGCGGGAUCUUGUCUCGUACUGCUCGAUGAUGGAAGGAAUGGGUAUUCAUGGGUGUGGAGGCGAAGCUGUUCGGCUGUUUGAGAGAAUGGUAGAGGAAGGUAUUGUUCCCGAUAGUGUUGCCUUCACUGUAAUAUUGAAAGUUUGUAGCCAAGUUAAGCUUGUUGAGGAUGGCUUAAGGUACUUCGAGUUGAUGCGAAACGAAUAUUGUAUUGUGGCAUCUCCUGAUCAUUAUUCCUGUGUUGUAAGCCUUCUUUGCCGGUCAGGAAAGCUUAAAGAAGCCUAUGACCUUAUUAAAGCCAUGCCUGUGGAACCUCAUGCUAGUGCCUGGGGUUCGGUUCUGGGUGGUUGCAGUGUGCAUGGAGAUUCUGAGAUAGCUGAAGUAGUUGCAAGGCGGCUCUUCAAGCUUGAGCCGCAAAGUGCUGGUAACUAUGUGCUUUUGUCAAACAUGUACGCAGCUUUAGACCGGUGGGCAGAUGUAGCUCUUGUUAGGGAUAAGAUGAAAGAGAAUGGUAUUAAAAAGAUUUCUGGUCGAAGUUGGAUAUGUCGAUAAGCACUACUUGGCAUCUAACCGUGUCAAUGGAAGUCUUUGCUUAACUUAAACAAGACAUUCAAGCAAAAGGACCUAAAGUAGUUCUAUCAUUUAUAGCACUGAUUUCUUGUUUGUAAAUAUGUUUCACUUCUUUUGAUGAAGUCAUUUACUCAAACAGAACCCGCCUGAGACAGCACUGCGUCCAAUGAUUUUAUCACCUUGUCGAAUGUUUCAGAGACGUGAGAUUCUGUUCAAACUAAGAAACAUUAAGAGAGAUGAUUCGAGUGACAUGUAGAUUGCUAUAGGAUUGAGAUAUACUUCAUCAGUAUGCUUUGAACAUUUUUACCCUA